Messenger RNA from Telopea speciosissima, 1155 nucleotides. RefSeq lists its product as uncharacterized. The record is from RefSeq and is a predicted model, not a curated record. The transcript has 9 exons. The coding region runs from base 67 to 861 and encodes 264 amino acids. Lineage: Eukaryota; Viridiplantae; Streptophyta; Magnoliopsida; Proteales; Proteaceae.
AGAUCAAAGCGUUGAGGAAGGCGGGAAAGGAAGAGGCGCAGUGGAGAGAAGACACAAAGUCCAGCAAUGGCGGGAGGCGAUUCUCAAAAGCCACUCCAAAUCCUAAUUCGGGACUUCAACUCAGAAAAAUCCCAAGGAGAAAUCAGAGUAAGCGGUCUCAAAAGGAAAAUUGAGCUGCUUCGAUCUGAACUGGAGGACGGAAAUGUGGAGCUUGAAGAAACAAAGCUGUUCAAAGAAAUUCUUGAGCAGGAGCUCAAAGGAUAUGAAGUCGAAUUAGCUCUGCAUAGCGCUUCAAUUCAAGCUCUAGAGAAUAGGAUUUCUUUGGUUCAAGAAGAGGUUACGAAGGUCGGAUCCGAUUUAGAGGCUCAUAAGAAUGACGAGGGAGUUAAACGAGAAGAAUUUAUUAGCCAAAUGUUUGAGCUCAACAAGAAGAUAAGGAAAUUUCAGGAGAUGAUAGCCCACAAUUUGCAAGAUAACAUUGAACCUUUAUCAACCUCAUCAGGCAACGAAUUUGAGGACACGCAAUCAAUGCAUGACACUGAAGUUUCUUUGAGAGGUCUAGAGGAUAAACUUGUACAUAUUAUUUCUCAAACACAUGUAGAGGAACAGGAGUAUGAAGAAGAAGAAGAUAUUCAUAAAAAGGUCCAACAGGAGCUUGUGGAUUCUGAAAGGAAUGUGUCAGUCAUGGAGGCAGUUUUUAAUGAAAUGAAAGGGCUGCAGAGCAUUUCAAAGCAGAUUGCUGAUUUUGAAGAGUUGUGUGCCUCUCUUAGUGAGGAGUUGAAGAAGAGGUGUUCCUGUCCCAACUGUCAUCUGGAAAAUGUUGAAGCCUUGGGAGUACUCCAGACAUCCGAUGGGAAUUGAUGUUUCUAUCUAGGCUGUGUUGGUAGUGAUGGAAGAGGCUGUUAAAAAUGGUAAGUGUCAGGUUACCUAGUACAGAAGCUACACUAAUGUGGUUAUCAUUUUAAGAAACUUCCUAGUUUGAUUUUGAGUGACUCAUUUGGGGUAUGAUGCUUGUGUCAGCAAGAAAUGUCCCCUUUACUUCCAUCCGGUGUUGGUGCAUGUAUGAGACCUAUAAGAAAAGUGUAUGUGUUGUAUUCAAAGCAGUGGUUUCUGUUAAAUUCGCUUGGGCUAUGGUUGAAGCAAGAUCCUAUGGUA